CCCCGCCACCAUGGCACCCUGCCAGCCAGCCUGCUUGCCCCAUUCCCAUAAACUACAGCGCCAAUUGAAUCCAUCAUGAACCGAUCCUUCGGCCGGCUCAAUCAGUCUCAGGUCCGUUCUUACGUGCGGGCCUUGACCGAGACAUCCAGGUCAUGCACCUCUCUGGUCGCAAUUCAGAUUAAACAACGACACAAUUCCGGGUCAAGAAAGUACUCCUCUUCAUCCAACAGAGAGAAUGCAUCGAAGCCGACACCAACAUCUUCACCUGGUUCUAAGCCGGCGGCCAAAACCCCCCUUCAACUCCUCGCAGCACGCAUCGCAGCCCACGCCGAUGCCCUCGCAGCUGCUGCCUCAGAACGAUCCCACCCGGCCCGCUCACUGAGCGCCAAACCCGCAACCCCGGCCAGUCUCCUCCCAGCCAACGCGCCCAUCUCCGCGCGCUCCGAGCAGUUGGCUCUGCGCGACGCGCUCGCAGAAGCCACGCUUCUGGCGACAGACGCCUCCGAGUUUGUGCCCGAGCUCGCAGUGCGCAACAACCAGUUCGCCAGCGUGCGAUGGCUCUGCCAUUUCGACAUUCCCUCCCUCCUCCCCCUCGAGGACUCGGAACAUGAAGCAGCCGCCAAUGAUGAACCCUCUAUUUUCCCCUCCCUCCCCUACUCAAAAGUCUCCUCCCUCGCCCGCGUCCCGGAGCACCAGCUGCGCAGCAUCGCGCGCAUGGCCAUGCUCGCCGGGUUCCUGUCCGAGCCCGCCCCCAACAGACUCUCCCACUCGCCGUUGUCAGCUGCGAUGGUCCGCCAGCCGGAACUGCUGGAAUGGGCGCGCUUCACGACGGGUACGUCCGCGCCCAUGGUGGGUGCCAUGGUGGAAGCUACCGAGCGGUGGGGGGACGACAGGAGCAUCCACCGCACGGCCUACAAUGCCGCGUGGAAGACGGAUCUGCCGCUGUUUGCGCAUGUGGCUGCGAACCCGGAACUUCAGGAACGGUAUGCAAGGUAUAUGCGGGUUAUGACGCGGAGUCGGGGUAUGGCGUUGGGGCAUCUGCUGCAGGGGUGGAGGGAGGGGUGGGAAUCGCUGGCGCGUCGGGGAGGGGUGUUGGUGGAUGUCGGUGGGAGCGCAGGGCAUGCUAGUGCUGCCCUGGCGAGGGAGUUUCCGGGUAUCAGGGCGGUGGUGCAGGACCGGGAGGAGGUGGUUGCGCGGGCAAAGAGGGAUGAUGCGCCUAGGUUGGAAGGGGAGGGGUUGAAGGUCGUGUUUCAGGCGCAUGAUUUCUUUGAGGCGCAGCCGGAGAGACCAAGGGGAUUCGAGGAUGAGGGGAAGGGGGAUGUGUACUUUCUCCGCCAGAUCUUGCAUGACUGGGGUGAUGACAAGUGUAUCACCAUCCUGAGGCACUUGGCCGCGGCGCUGGAGCGGGCCGGGCCUGACGCGAGGUUGGUUGUCAUGGACACGGUCUUGCCGUCUCCUGGAGAAGGGUCGCGAACUGUGGAGGCUCUGCUCCGGGUGCGUGAUCUUACUAUGCAGCAGGCUCAUAACGCUCAUGAGCGGUCUAGGGAGGAGUGGGAGGAGCUGCUGGCGAAGGCGCACAGGGGGUUGGUGAUUAAGAAGAUCGUGCAGCCCUUUGACAGCCUCAUGGCUGUGAUCGAGAUUACACUUGAGGCAAGGUAGUAUGGCGAUUGUUUGUUUCCAGGUUUCAGCAAGUUCAAUGUUCCAUGUUUUGUCGAGUCAGGGGGCAUGAGGUGCCGAGGGUGCUUGGUCUUCCCCGCAAUCGCCGUCUGUGACGGGAACGUACGUACAUACAUCGCAGAACCACUGUGAUAUGCAAUUCCUUCUCUGUGAAAAGGAUGUC
This is a messenger RNA of Canariomyces notabilis, 1840 nucleotides long. Its product is annotated as S-adenosyl-L-methionine-dependent methyltransferase. Lineage: Eukaryota; Fungi; Ascomycota; Sordariomycetes; Sordariales; Chaetomiaceae. Gene Ontology annotation, molecular function: O-methyltransferase activity. The record is from RefSeq and is a predicted model, not a curated record. The transcript has a single exon. Bases 76 to 1659 code for a protein of 527 amino acids.